Molecule: messenger RNA, 1966 nt
Organism: Arabidopsis lyrata subsp. lyrata
Lineage: Eukaryota; Viridiplantae; Streptophyta; Magnoliopsida; Brassicales; Brassicaceae
Product: protein indeterminate-domain 7
Exons: 4
Coding region: 480-1850 (456 amino acids)
Cellular component (GO): nucleus
Molecular function (GO): DNA-binding transcription factor activity
Source: RefSeq, a predicted model, not a curated record
AGAAGAGUUUUCAUUUUUUUCUUUGCUUUUUUCAUUAGCGGUAGGGUUCACUUUUUAUAUUUGUUUUUAAGUUUUGAGAAUUUAUAAGUUUCAAAUAUCACACAAAGAGAGAAAGAUAAUAAGAGUUUCUUCUCUCAUCCACAACCUCUCUCUCUCUCCCUCCUUCUUCUAGCUAGGUAUUUUGUAUUUUCUUCCUUCUGCUUUGUCAUUAAUUUAUAUCCUCUGUUAAUGUUAUUCAUGUUGUAUAGUAGUUCUUGUUUAUGUUAAUAUUUUUUAAUUCUUUUGGAUUCUUGUUGGUAAAAAGCAAGCUUUUUAAAGCUUCUUGUUCAUGUUUUGAAAUGAACAAGAACCAAAAAAUCUCGUUUUUAUGUUCAGGUUUUCAAACACACAGUCUCUUGAUUUAAGAGACUUAUUAUUAUUUUUUGUUCUUCCCAUAAGAAAAACCAAGAUUGUCUCUUGCGUUGAAACCAAACAAGGCCAUGAUGAUGAACAGAGACAUGUUAUUUCAUCAUCAACAACAACAACAACAAGUGGAAGAGAACAUGUCGAAUCUAACAUCAGCUUCAGGAGAUCAAGCAAGUGUGUCUUCUGGAAACAGAACUGAAACUAGUGGCUCUAACAUUAAUCAGCGACAAGAACAGUGUUUUGUUCCACAAUCAUCUCUUAAGAGGAAGAGAAAUCAACCAGGAAAUCCAGACCCAGAAGCAGAAGUGAUGGCUUUAUCACCAAAAACGCUAAUGGCGACAAACAGAUUCAUAUGUGAGGUCUGCAAUAAAGGUUUUCAAAGAGACCAAAACUUGCAACUUCACAAGAGAGGUCACAAUUUACCAUGGAAGCUUAAGCAAAGAUCAAACAAAGAUGUGAUUAGGAAGAAAGUUUAUGUCUGUCCAGAGCCAAGCUGUGUCCAUCACCAUCCGUCAAGAGCUCUCGGUGACUUAACCGGAAUCAAGAAGCAUUUCUUCAGAAAACAUGGCGAGAAGAAAUGGAAAUGUGAAAAGUGUUCCAAGAAAUAUGCGGUGCAAUCAGAUUGGAAGGCUCAUGCUAAGACUUGUGGCACUAAAGAAUACAGAUGCGACUGUGGAACUCUCUUUUCUAGGAGGGAUAGUUUCAUAACUCAUAGAGCAUUUUGCGAUGCAUUAGCAGAAGAGAGUGCAAGAGUCAUACCAAACCCUAGUAUGAUCCAAGCUUCAAAUUCUCCUCAUCAUCUUCAUCAUCAUCAAACACAACAAAACAUCAGUUUCUCAGCUUCUUCAUCCCAAAACAUCACCAGCAACAGCAAUCUCCAUGGUCCUAUGAAGCAAGAAGAAUCACAUCAUCACUUCCAAAACAUCCCUCCUUGGCUUGUCUCAUCAAACCCUAACCCUAAUGUCAAUAAUGGUAAUUUGUUCCCUCCUCUUGCUUCUUCUGCAAACACUGGGCGGUCCAGCUUUCACCAGCCAUCGCCGGCUAUGUCAGCCACAGCUUUGCUCCAGAAAGCAGCUCAGAUGGGUUCCACGAAGUCAACAACUCCAGAGGAAGAAGAGAGGUCGUCAAGGUCAAGCUAUAAUAACUUGAUCACGACUACAAUGGCUGCGAUGAUGACCUCACCACCUGAACCUGGCUUUGGAUUUCAAGACUAUUACAUGAUGAAUCAUCAACAUCACGGCGGAGUAGAAGCUUUCAACGGCGCUUUUGUCCCUGGAGAAGACAAGAACGACGUCGUGGACGACGGUGGAGGAGAGACGAGAGAUUUCUUGGGGCUAAGGUCGUUAAUGUCUCAUAACGAGAUUCUAAGUUUCGCUAAUAAUCUUGGAAACUGUCUCAACACUUCGGCUUCAGAGCAAGAACAGCAACAUAGCCACCAAGAUUGAAAUAUUAUUAUAUAUGUAUAGAGACUUUUUCUAUAAAAUUAGUUUGAAAAAUAUGUUGAAGGAGCAUUAUCAUGGUACAAGCAAGUUUAUACCAAAAAAGAAAAGAAAUUAAUUUA